GCGAGCUGUAUUUAGAGUCAGCCACCUGCUUGGGAACAUCAAGCUGCAGAAAGAGCCUGCUUCAGCAAAACCUUCCCUGUGCAUUCCACAGCAGCGGCUGCCAGCAGGCCCUCCCUGCUCUGCCUGACUCUGCAUGAGGCCUCCAAAGGGGUCAGCACCUGAAGACAGACCCUGUCAGCCCAGGAGUGUCUGAGCCUGGCACUCCCCUCUGCCCAGGAACUGCCAGAUAUUUUGGACAGCUGCAAGGUGGAAUUAAAUCACGUGGGUGAAGAGUGGCCUAAUCUCUACAUAGGCAAUAUACAGUUUCUUUACCAAACUGAAGAAAACGAAAACCUGUCUCUGAUACAGCCUGAGUGCAUGCAAAGGACCAGCAGGAUGCUUCGCACCAGAGACUCUUCACCUCUGACUAGGAGCCCUGCCUACGAAACACCAUCACUAACAGAUCUCCAGCAGCUCCUGUGGCUCAGAGGAGGCUCUGACAAUCAUGUGGACCAAGUCUGGCCAAAUAUCUACGUGGGAGAUGCGUGGGCUGCUAGGAGCAAAGCUACACUUCAAAGCCUCAAAAUUACUCAUAUCCUUAAUGCAGCAGAUGGACCAUAUAACAUUGACACAGGAGCCAAAUAUUAUGCAGAUCUGCAAAUAGAGUACUAUGGAAUAGAAGCAUUUGAUGAUCCUGCCUUCGAUUUAAGUGUCUUCUUCUAUGAUGCUGCCAAUUUCAUACGCAAGGCCCUAAACUCUUCAGGAGGUAAGGUGUUCGUUCAUUGUGCCAUGGGAGUGAGCCGCUCAGCAACUUUAGUGCUUGCCUUUCUAAUGAUCCAUGAAAACAUGACACUCGUGGAUGCCCUGAAGACAGUGAGCACUCACAGAAACAUCUGCCCAAAUAUGGGGUUCCUCAGCCAGCUCCGGGACUUGGACAUUAAACUGAAUGAAGAGAGGAAAAAAAACAAAGCAUCUGCCACCACAGGCCCAUAAUAGAAUAUUGCUGAAAGAAAGAGGACAAAAUCCUGCCUGCAUCUCCUCUAGAUGAACUGCAUUUAUAAAUUUAGGACACAAGUUUAUGGGACACCAGGACGCAUGCUAUUAAUAAAAGUAGAUUUUGCUUGAUCUUU
Messenger RNA from Melospiza georgiana, 1109 nucleotides. RefSeq names its product dual specificity protein phosphatase 13-like. The record is from RefSeq and is a predicted model, not a curated record. Gene Ontology annotation, molecular function: protein tyrosine/serine/threonine phosphatase activity; MAP kinase phosphatase activity. Bases 358 to 972 code for a protein of 204 amino acids. Gene Ontology annotation, cellular component: cytoplasm. The transcript has 5 exons. Gene Ontology annotation, biological process: negative regulation of MAPK cascade; protein dephosphorylation. NCBI's taxonomy places the organism in Eukaryota, Metazoa, Chordata, Aves, Passeriformes, Passerellidae.